UUGCACGCAUUGCGCCGCCUGAUGCAGGGCAGUCCUGACCAUCCAAAAGCGCCACUGGGAAAUAACUAUCGUCCUCCACAGCCGCUGCUGCAUCGGCCCAUCCGCACAAAUAUUGACUUUAAAACAACAAAAACAAAGGCCGCUUGUCCCACCAUGUACCGUGAGGUCUAUUAUAAGGAAAGACUACGCAUUAAUGCGCACGAACUCAUGUGCGAUUAACUGCUUAACUCACGUGGCGACAGCUCUGCUUCUUCCACCUGCGCCAAACCAUUAAACACUUUAUGAUGAAUAACUUUCUUGUUUGUUUUCCGAUCUUAAGUGCAUAAAUAUGUCAUUCAAAUGUGUGUAUAUACCAAAUCUCAAGGCUCUAGCUUUACAAAUGAUUUGAGUGGAAUUGCGGCAGGCAUCAAAAUUGUGGGAAGCAUACUAUACGAGAGCCUACGUACCAAAUUCGAUAUGUAUAGCUUUUAUAAUUUUUGAGUUAUGUUUAAAAAAUCAAGUCUCAAAAUCGAUUUUGAUUGCUAUUUUGGGAAUGACAGGAGAUAUUGAUAAAUGUGAAACUCGCUUUUGUACCUUCCGAUAUUACCGCGGUUAUACAGACGGACGGACGGACGGAUAUUGGCCAACAAUAUAUAUCCCUGAUGGGAUUCUUUCUGUUACAUACAUUUGUACAAUCCCAAUAUAUUAUUUUUUACCCAUUUUCAAUGGGAAUAGUAUUUAAAAAUGUACUCGAUUGUA
Molecule: messenger RNA, 738 nt
Organism: Drosophila montana
Lineage: Eukaryota; Metazoa; Arthropoda; Insecta; Diptera; Drosophilidae
Exons: 2
Source: RefSeq, a predicted model, not a curated record